GUCACACGAUUUAAUAUAGUUGAUUUUUCUGCUUGUUGACUUUGCACAAAAACAAAUUGCACCAAUUGGCCUGGGUUUUCGGCCGAACGGCUACUGUCGCCAUGAAGCUGCCGGUAACCUGUCGCACCUGCGACUCUACAGACACCGACAAUCUUCUGGAACUGACCACGCCCUCGAAAAAAUAUCCGGACAAGCUGAUCUCGGAUAUCUUAGCCGAGCUCACAGACAUCAAUGUGGAUGCCACUGCUGGACAGAAAGUGCCACAGGCCCUGUGCUUCGCUUGCACCAAAAAACUAAUGGGGGCUUAUUGCUACGUGAAGCAGGCGCUGGUCGCCCACGAAUUGCUGAUGAAGCACCUCAAAAGGGUGGCACCCGCCGUUAGUGCUACCGACUGCUUGCUGGAAGCUCCAAUGGAGAUAUGUGCCGAGCAGCACGUAAAGGUUAAGAUGGAGACAGAGGAAGAGGAGGACGUUAGCGCCAACGAUGUGAGAAUAGCUUGCUCAGAGUUAACCGAACCGGAUGAACAGGAUGUCGACAACAAGAAAUCUGUUGAUCCGCUGACCAUGAUAGAGUCGGUUAAGUUGGAGACAGACCCGUCUAGCGUGGACUACGUUGUGGAAGGAGCAUUCGUAACAGAUAUUGAGGAUGAAGAUUCCCUGGACAAUUUGCCGCUCUUCAAGCGAAUUGAAAAGUGGAAAGAAGGCAGAAAUACCUUGUUUAAGUGCCACGAUUGCCCCCGGAGUUUCAAGCAAUCAGAGUACUUAAAGAGACAUCAGACCCGUUUCCACAAGCCCGAGACGCAGUGGUUCGCAUGCUCCCUCUGCGUUCGCAAGUUUAGUAGCAGCGAAGCUUUAGAAGCACAUCUGAAAGUUCACAGAAACUCAAAGCGAUCUUCCAACGUAAGCGAGCACAAGAAGGCUAAGACUGUGGAUCUGAAUCUCUGCAAGCCACAUGGCUACAAGCUCAUCGAGUGUAUGAUUUGUCAGAGCCAGUACAAUAAGAUUGCGGAUCUGCGACGACAUUUGGAGGAGCACCCUGAUAUUGUCACUCUGAGCCUGCGUCCAAAUAUGGAGGCUAAUGAGCUGGCAGAACUGUUUUAUCCAGACUCCAAACACCUGGACGAGGAUCGUUUGAUUAAUUUAAUUCAAAAGGACCUUGCUGCCGGCAUUUACCAGCGCUUCUAUUCUAUUACCAAUCAAAGUGGGUAUGAAAUGGAUCUGGACAGCUCCGAGACGGAAAGCGAUUUGGAUGGAGAUCCGGAAGAUUCGCAUAGGCGAAAGAAGUACCGCAAGCCCAGCUACAUCUGUGAACUUUGUCAACAGAAAUUUCCCCGAAAAUAUCUUCUGUACGACCACCAACGACAGACUCAUAGUUGGUCAGAAGCGCCUCAUGUCUGCGGUCGGUGCGAUGGCCGUUUCGUGAGUCUCCAGCUGCUAAGGCAUCAUAACGAAUCGCAGUGCAGAAAUGCGCAGAAAAGGUUCUUGUGUCACAAGUGUCCGCUGCGCUUUCGUUGGAAACAUAAUCUGAAGGCACAUUUCCGGGAGCACAGGAUUACGAAUCAAACCUUCGAGUGCCCUGAAUGCAAGAGGGUCUUUGACAAGAAAAAGUCCCUUACUGUUCACCUGCUUAGUGUUCAUGCCGAGGAGUCGAAACUGAUUCCCUGUCAGUGGUGUAGUCGAAAAUUCUACCGUCAUGAUUAUUUGGUGAAGCAUCUAAAGAGGCACGGCCUCAAGGAGCAGGACAUUCCACUAGCCGAGACUCUGAUUGCCGCCACAUCGCGGCCGAACGGUACGAAGCGAAUCACCUGCCGCAUGUGUAACCUGCACUUUGAGCGCAUCGUGGAUCUUCGAGCUCAUAUCCAACUAGAACUAAAGCUAUCUCUGUCUCUGCAUCAAAGUUACGACUCCCCGCACAAUUAUUCCAUAACCAAUGAAUCUGGGUUCGAGCUACAAUUAGAGGAUUCGGAAACGGACGAUGAAAUACCAACAGGGUCUAGCAAUCGGCCCGUUUACGUGUGCGAGCUGUGCAGCGUUCAGUGCAAGCGGAGGUUUGAAAUGAUCCAACACCAGAGAACGAUGCACCGAUUUGAUAAAAUGCCACACGAGUGCGAUGGAUGCAUCUUUAAAUGUGUGUCCAAGAGCAUCAUGGAUCACCACCGUCUGGACCAGUGCAAUAGUUCGGAGAAGAAGCACAUAUGCAGCAAGUGCUCCUACAAAUUCAUGUGGCCUGAGAAUCUCGAACAACAUUUGCGCCUGCAGCACAGUAACACAACUAACAGCGAUUCCCCCGGUAUCAAGCCACAUAGUGCCCCCGGAGAUCUAGACAAGGAGGCGUCAGAGGAUGGUGUGCCGCUGCUGCAGUGCCCACAUUGCGACCGAACUUACCAGAUGAAGUCGCGACUCAACAACCAUAUCCGUGAUGUCCAUGUGAACGGCGAUCGUAAACGGAAGGAGGCAGUUAAGCGCUUCCUCUGUUCGCUGUGUGGUAUGGAAACCCAGUCCGCUGCAGCACUGGUGACCCACAUGCGCCGGCACACCGGCGAAAAGCCCUUUAAAUGCGAUCUGUGUGAGAUGGCUUUUCCCCGUCAUUCAGAACUAGCAUCGCAUCGUCGGAUGCACACCGGCGAGAAGCCAUUCCAUUGCACAGUUUGCGGCAAGGACUUUGCCCGCUCUGAUAAGCUGAAGCGCCACAUGCUCACUCACAGUGGCCUCAAACCGCACAAGUGCACGUACUGCGAGAAGAGCUAUCGACAGGCCAAGGACCUUAAGCUGCACUUGCAGCAGCACACAGGCGAAUGCCCUUUCGUGUGUGGGACCUGUGGCGAGCGCUUCAUACAGAGCAGCACAUUGGAAAAACAUCGUCUGAUGCGAAGACACUUCGACGAGGGAGAAGCGUGGAUUAGAAGUCAGAAGUAGGGGAUUUACAAAAGUAAAUAAAAGUUGGGUUUAGUUAAUGAAA
Molecule: messenger RNA, 2958 nt
Organism: Drosophila bipectinata
Lineage: Eukaryota; Metazoa; Arthropoda; Insecta; Diptera; Drosophilidae
Product: zinc finger protein 271
Biological process (GO): regulation of transcription by RNA polymerase II
Cellular component (GO): nucleus
Molecular function (GO): DNA-binding transcription factor activity, RNA polymerase II-specific; zinc ion binding; sequence-specific DNA binding
Source: RefSeq, a predicted model, not a curated record